Dromiciops gliroides (monito del monte) is the source of this 2294-nucleotide messenger RNA. RefSeq names its product keratin, type II cytoskeletal 75-like. Gene Ontology annotation, biological process: keratinization; intermediate filament organization. The record is from RefSeq and is a predicted model, not a curated record. The transcript has 9 exons. Gene Ontology annotation, cellular component: keratin filament. Bases 1 to 1677 code for a protein of 558 amino acids. Gene Ontology annotation, molecular function: structural constituent of skin epidermis. NCBI's taxonomy places the organism in Eukaryota, Metazoa, Chordata, Mammalia, Microbiotheria, Microbiotheriidae.
AUGUCUCGUCAGUCCACUGUCACCUUUAAGACAGGGAGCCGAAGGGGCUUUAGUGCUGCCUCUGCCACCACCCCUGCUGCUGGACGCUCCCGCUUCAGCUCUGUCUCCAUGGUUCGCUCAUCUGGAGGCCAUGGAGGCUUAGGGAGGAUAAGCGGUGUGGGGACUGGCUUUGGCAGUCGCAGUCUCUACAAUCUGGAUGGGUCAAAGCGAAUCUCCAUCAGUGGGUCCAAUAGUGGCUUCCGUAGUGGAUUUGGUGGGAGAACAGGUGGCUAUGGCUUUGGUAGUGGCAUUAAAAGUGGACUUGGCUUUGGAGCUGGGGUUGGGGGUAGUUUUGGGGGUGCUGGGUUCCCCGUCUGCCCUCCUGGUGGCAUUCAAGAGGUCACUGUGAACCAGAGUCUACUGGCUCCUCUCAACCUGCAAAUUGACCCCACCAUUCAGAGGGUGAGGAAGGAGGAACGAGAGCAGAUCAAGACCCUCAACAACAAGUUUGCCUCUUUCAUUGACAAGGUGAGGUUCCUUGAACAGCAGAACAAGGUGCUGGACACAAAAUGGACACUGCUCCAGGAGCAGGGUGUGAAGACUGUGAAGCAGAAUCUGGAUCCACUUUUUGAAAGCUACAUCAGUGACCUCCGGAGGCAGCUAGACACUGUUACAAAUGAAAGGGGGAGGCUUGACUCUGAACUGAGGAACCUGCAGGAUGGUGUGGAAGAUCUUAAAGUCAAGUUCGAAGAUGAAAUUAACAGACGCACUGCUGCUGAGAAUGAGUUUGUGGCCCUGAAAAAGGAUGUUGAUGGCGCCUAUAUGAACAAGAUGAACUUAGAAGCCAAAGUCAACACCUUGGUAGACGAGAUAAACUUUCUACAGACCUUUUAUGAAAUGGAACUGUCCCAGAUGCAAACUCAGAUCUCCGACACUUCUGUGGUACUUUCUAUGGACAACAACCGAAGCCUGGACCUCGAUAGCAUCAUCGCUGAGGUCAAAGCUCAGUAUGAGGACAUUGCCAAUCGCAGCCGGGCAGAGGCAGAGUCUUGGUACCAGACCAAGUAUGAAGAGCUUCAGGUCACAGCUGGACGCCAUGGAGAUGACCUCCGCAACACCAAGCAUGAGAUUGCUGAGAUGAAUCGGAUGAUCCAGAGGUUGAGAGCAGAGAUCGACAGCGUCAAGAAGCAGUGUGCCACCUUGCAGACAGCCAUCGCUGAUGCUGAACAGCGUGGUGAGAUGGCUCUCAAGGAUGCCCGGGCCAAGCUGGUAGACCUUGAAGAUGCCCUGCAGAAAGCUAAGCAAGACAUGGCACGUCAGCUUCGGGAGUACCAAGAGCUGAUGAACGUCAAGCUAGCCCUGGAUAUAGAGAUUGCCACCUACAGGAAGUUGCUGGAAGGAGAGGAAUGCAGGUUGAGUGGAGAGGGAGUUGCUCCAGUCAAUAUCUCUGUGGUCACCUCUACUGUCUCCAGCGGCUAUGGCAGCGGCAGUGGUGUCGGCAGCACCGGCCUGGGUUUGGGUGGGAGUGCCAGCUACUCCUACACCACCAGUGGUGGGCACAGCCUGGGUGGGGGUUUGGGGAGCACUGGCUUCAGUGCUAGCAGUGGCCGAGGCCUGGGGGGCAGCUUUGGAAGUGGCAGCAAUUCCAGCGUUAAGUUUGUCUCCACCACCUCCUCUAGAAAGAGCUACAAGCAUUAGAUGCCCUCCAUCAAUAUCUCUCUCAAUUUCACUUCAUCCUGGAUCUUGGCUCAGACUUCUUACUACUGCCCACAUUCAGGGGUCAUCUCUCCAUUCCCAGAUGCCUAGGUCUUUUGGUAUUCUUUUCUCUUCCUUGCCAGCCAGUCAAGCCAUCCAUCUACCCAUUUGAUAUACUUUUGAUGCUGCUGAGGAACUGGGAGUCACAAUCACAGAUAGGUCUCCAAACCCUAACAUAGCUCAUUGGUUCUUAGAUAAGUCAUAGUCUAUUCAUAGACACUUAGCUCUGCUGUCCAAGAUAUAAUGGCAAAGCCAUUUCAAGACAAUUCAUUUCAACAAGCCUUUGCUAUGUGCAAAAAAAGCAGUGCUAAUUCCUGGGAUGUCCAAGUCACAAUUUAGUUUCAAAAGAUUCCCUUAAGACUUCUCUACAUGCAAGAAUAUAGGGGGGUGCCAUUUCUCUAAGGUCAUUUCCACAAGUGCUUUCAGAUGAGUUCCUCUUGUGGGAACAGUAUGUCCUGCUGAUAUAAUUUUGUUGGCUGCCCCAUCCUGUGGUUGUAUAUAAACUGCUCUCAGAAGGUAUUCCCUCCUUCCUUUGCCUUCAAGGAAAUUGUCUAUUAAAA